GUCACGUUCGAGUAGACUACAUGUAAACACUAGAAGCUCUUCCAUAAAUUUGAUGAUAACUAUCAUUAAAUAUGAAUUCAAAAACAUACCGGUGCUGUGCAGUCCCUCAGUGUACUAAUACUUCAAUAAAAACUCCGAACAAGUUAUUUGUGUUCCUCCCGUACAAAAAAACAACACGAACCAAGUGGCUUAAACUUGCAAGACGAGAAUCAACGGGAAUAUUACCCAGUACUCAGCUUUAUUUUUGUGAAGAUCACUUCGACUUGCCAAAUGAUAUGGAAAACUAUAUGCAAUAUCAUUUGAUGGGGUCAGUGUCGCAGAUUCGUAUGAAACAGGGGUGUAUUCCCACAAGAUUCAGCUGUCAACCCGAUAGGAGAAAACGUACCUCUGAUACAACAAAACGACAAUAUAUUCUCAAAAAACAAAGAAAGAUGACAAUUGAACAGUGUGAGAAAGAAGUAGAAGAAAGAAGCACUAUUGCUAAAAAACAAUUGGAACUUGAAGAGACUUCAUUUGGAAGUUCAGUUUUGCAACCAAGUGUUUCCCAAGAAGAUGUACGUAAGACUGCAAACAAAUGUAUUCAAGUACACAUGACAUAUAAGUUCAGAAGUAAAGCCAUUCAAACGGCUGAUUAAUUUACAAAACUCAAUAAUUGAAUAAAACUAGAUAUAUAUUUCAUAA
Messenger RNA from Leptinotarsa decemlineata (Colorado potato beetle), 681 nucleotides. RefSeq lists its product as uncharacterized. The record is from RefSeq and is a predicted model, not a curated record. Lineage: Eukaryota; Metazoa; Arthropoda; Insecta; Coleoptera; Chrysomelidae.